AUGAGUGACGUUAAUGUUAUAAAGUUAAUCAAUAAAAUACGAGAUGCAUGCGCUUCCAUUGGAUGCAGUAAAAAUUUAGAUUUACCACAGAUCGUUGUCAUGGGUGAACAAAGCUCUGGGAAAUCUUCAGUAUUAGAACGUAUUGUUCAACGUGAUUUUUUACCUCGAGGAAGUGGUAUCAUUACUCGCUGUCCUCUGAUUUUAGAGCUUAUUACACUUGACUCAGAAAAGGAUAAUUGUUAUGUGGAAUUUUUACACCUACCUCAUCAACGAUUUUAUGACUUUAACCAAGUUAAAAAGGAAAUCAUAAGCGAAACUAAUCGUAUAGCUGGCACUAACAAAGGAAUCUCAAAAAAUCCUAUUCAUCUCAAAAUUUACUCAGUUAAUGUGCUUAAUCUAACGUUGAUCGACUUGCCUGGAUUAACAAAAUUUCCUUUAGGUGACCAACCUCAAGAUAUUAGUACACAAAUUAACAAUUUAGUUUUUGAUUAUAUCGCCAAACCAAGCAGCAUUAUUUUAGCAGUGACCCCUGCAAACGUUGAUCUGGCCAACUCCGAUAGUUUGAAGCUGGCGAGACAAGUAGAUCCUACAGGACAAAGGACGAUUGCAGUGUUAACAAAACUAGAUUUAAUGGAUGCUGGGACAAAUGCGUUAAAUAUUUUGACUGAAAAAUCAUUUCGAAGUUUAUUUAAAUUAGGUGUUAUUGGAGUUGUUAAUCGUAGUCAACAAGAUAUUCUUGUAGAUAAGCCUAUGGAUGUUGCUAUUAAAUCAGAGCAAUUAUUUUUUGAGAAUCAUCCCUCUUAUCGAGCUAUAGCUGAAAAGUGUGGGUCUACUUACUUGAUAAAACAUUUGAAUCAUAUUCUUAUUGAUCAUAUUAAAGAAAAACUGCCUGAUCUUCGUUCUAAACUAAGCACACUUAUUGGACAAACUCAACAUGAAUUAACACAGUAUGGUGAUCCUGCUUUUGUUGGUAUAAUGCACCAAGGUUCGCUUAUACUAAAACUGUUGACCAUGUUUUCUAAUGAAUUUGUAUCCUCAAUUGACGGUACAUCAUCUGAAAUGUCAACAAAAGAAUUAGCUGGAGGUGCUCGAAUUUAUUUUAUUUUUAAUUCGAUAUUUGGAAAUGCAAUUGAUGAUAUUCAACCUUGUGCAAAUUUAUCAGAUGCUGAUAUACGUACCGCAAUACGAAAUUCUUUGGGAUCUCGUUGCUCUCUGUUUAUACCUGAAAUAGCAUUUGAUUUACUUGUUCGACCUCAGAUUAAAUUACUAGAAACUCCUUGUUUAAGAUGUGUUGAUUUGGUUUAUGAAGAAUUAUUAAAAAUUUGUCUUAAUACCUGUAGUAAUAACAAUAAAGAAAUGGCUCGGUUUCCAAAACUACAUACAAAAAUGAUAGAGGUUGUAUCGGACUUACUUCAUGAACAAUUACUACCUACAACUCAAUAUAUCGAAAGCUUGAUUUCAACAGAGUGUGCUUAUAUUAAUACAAAUCAUCCUGAUUUCCCGAACAUUUCAGAUGUCUUACUUGAUAUUCAAAAGAAAUAUAAUUGCAAAGAACGAGAACGAGAUCGAGAAAAAAAGAGGAUAAAAAAUACGAGUAAUAACAGGAGAAUGAUACGUCAACGAGACUUAGUUAUUAACAGUCAGUCAAUAGCACAACAAAAUGAUCCAGUUUCGCCUCUGUCACCGUCACAACCCUAUCGCAAUCCAAGUCGUUCUAUGUCUAUCUCUUCUAUUAAUUCUUUUGAUACUACAUCUUCUUUACCCUUAAGGGAGCCCUUCUCAAACUUAUUAUUUGGUGGUGGUAGUAGUAGUAAUAAUAAAAGCUUUUUGUCAAAAACGGAACAUACUGCUAUAAAGCCAACAGGACUGUCACAAUUGUUAAUUACUGGAAAUGGAGGAUUAAUGACUGAGCAACAAUACCACGUAUCCAAGACAACUUCAAUAUCUGUAACAAGCCUACCAAAUAAAGAAAUUAAUAUUCAUGACGAUGAAAGAGAUGAAAAGAUAAUUGAAUUAAUACGCUAUUUGAUUAUUGCUUAUUUUAACAUUGUUCAAAAAACAAUCAAAGAUAUAGUUCCAAAGGCCAUAAUGCAUUUAAUGGUUAAUUUUACAAAAGAAACUGUACAUAAUCGACUUGUAUCAUGUUUAUACCGUGAAGAUUUGUUUAAAGAUCUCUUAAAAGAAGAUACAGUAAUUGCUUCUGAGAGAGAACGAUGCAAAAGAAGAAUUAUAUUCUACAGCUAG
This is a messenger RNA of Cokeromyces recurvatus, 2244 nucleotides long. RefSeq names its product Dynamin central region-domain-containing protein. Gene Ontology annotation, biological process: mitochondrial fission; peroxisome fission. The coding region runs from base 1 to 2244 and encodes 747 amino acids. Gene Ontology annotation, molecular function: GTP binding; GTPase activity; microtubule binding. The transcript has 8 exons. Lineage: Eukaryota; Fungi; Mucoromycota; Mucoromycetes; Mucorales; Mucoraceae. The record is from RefSeq and is a predicted model, not a curated record. Gene Ontology annotation, cellular component: microtubule; peroxisome; mitochondrion.